AUGGCGACGCGCGCGCGCGCGCGCGACGCCGUCGUCGUCGCGAUCGCGCUCGGACGCGCGACGGAUGCCGAGGCGAUGACGCGCGCGCGCGCGAUGCUCGACGCCGACGUCGCGGACGCGCGCGUGGACGUCCUUCGCGUCGGCGACGAUGGACGAAUGACGACGAACGCGUGGCGACGGACGCGGGACGUCGCGGUGAAAGCGGCGGCGCGCGCGGCGUUCGUGCUCGUCGUGUGCGUCGACGGUGCGGGGACGGAGACGACGCGGGCGGUGCAAAUGUUCCUGGCGAUGACGCGUCGAGACGGUGGGCGUCGGACCGGGAUCGACGUGUCGGGAACGUGGACGCCGCCGCGACGGAUUGAUUGUUUGCGCGCGAAUUUGUGCUUCAACGCCGUCGCGGCGCGACUUCCGGCGCGGCGGUUGUAUCCGAAAGGGGUGGGUGAGGACGCGGCGGCGGAGACGUGGCGGGAAUUUCACGCGCGGGCGCUCGAGCGCGCGACGUCGACGGUGGAGCGCUUGGACGACGGCGGCGUGCGAGCCGUCGCGGAGGCGGAGGCGACGUCGUUUGGUGGUGAAGAUCCCAUUCAGCGAUUGGCGCUGACGAUGUCGGCGCGCGAAUUUGUGCUUCAACGGGUGGGUGAGGACGCGGCGGCGGAGACGUGGCGGGAAUUUCACGCGCGGGCGCUCGAGCGCGCGACGUCGACGGUGGAGCGCUUGGACGACGGCGGCGUGCGAGCCGUCGCGGAGGCGGAGGCGACGUCGUUUGGUGGUGAAGAUCCCAUUCAGCGAUUGGCGCUGACGAUGUCGGAGCAGUUGGAGGACGCGAGCGCGCGCGUGCGCGCGUUCGUCGCCGAGCGUUCGCGGGAAACGACGGCGACGUUGCGCGACGGCGAGCUCGCUCGAUUGGUCGAAUCGUCGCCCGAACGAUGGGUCGACGGAGGAUACGCCGCGCAUCACUACGUCGGUGCCCCGCCCGGUGCGCACGGCGUGUAUUACGAACUCGAGCUCAGAGACGGCGAACGCGUGGGGUACAUCGCGCUGAGCGCGAUGCAGAGCGAUGAGGCGGCGACCGCGGCGUACCCGUUCGCGUCGCUCGACUCUAUCUUCACCACCGCGCAAGUCGAUCGGCUGUGCGUCUUGCCGGACCACAGGGGGCGCGGUGUGAAGGAGAUUUUACUUCGCGACGUGUGCGAUGGAUUUCACCGCGCGCUCGGCCUAGCGGUGCGCGUGAAGACAGCCAAGGAGUCGGUGGUGAAGAGCUUUCAAUCGUGCGAGUUACUCGCGUUCGAGCGCGUGAAGGAUCCGUCGGCGAACGGCGUGGCCAAGCGACGGGGCGCGAAAAAUGUCGUCGUACUUCCAAUACUCGAUCAAAAACCGCGCGCGGAGCGAUGGACCGAAGAUCCGGAUGACGCGCGGGAUUACUCGGACUGGCGCGGCGCCGCCAAAGACGAUGGACGCUCGUCGGCGGACGCCGCCACUCAAAGCAAACGACGAGAUGAGAGCCCUCUCGCCGCGUUCACAUCCGCUAUAAAUCGCGUGACGCCCGAUAACGUGCAGUGCAUGACGUCGCGGGUACGCGCGGCUUUGGUGGACGCGAACGCGCUCGAUGACUUUGCCGAGCGAUUGGUAGAAGCGGCGUCUCGUGGACGAGCUCGAUACGCUACGACUUUCGCUCACCUUUGCGUGGAGAUGCCGGAUGAUUUUCAGCGAGUCGUUAGUGACCGCGCGAUCGCCGAGCUCGCUCGAGCGUCCGAGGAGGACGCGCGAGACAUUGCCGAAUUCGUCGUCGAGUUAUGGACGCGCGGAAUCGUCUCCGAAGGUCAACUCUGCGAAGCAAUUUUCGACGGUUCGAGACCCGGUGAGGACGUCGUGCGGACCGAGAUUGCUUUUCGGACGUUGAUGCGAGUCAGCAAUGCGUCGCUGGGACGUCUGCAAUCCGCGCGCGCGUACGUAGACGCGUGUGCGCCGGACGGUCGCGAGGCGUUGAAGAACAUGGGCGCGCCGACGCGCUUGGUGUUUCUAGCCGAAGAGACGCACGCGUCCUUGUCGAGUUGCGCGGACGCGAGCGCGCGACGAAAACUUUUUGGCGACCGUCAUCGAGCGACCACGCGCGCCGAGGCGCACGAAUCUGCGAAAGACGACGUGAAGAAGCUCUCGAUAGCUCUGGUGGACGAGCCCGCGGCGGCGCUUCGCGGCAAACGCAAGGGUUGGGUCUUUUGGUACGUCGGCUCCCCCGUUCGCGCUCACGACGGCGCGGAGUACGCGUUCGUUCCCGGAGAUCCCACGCGUCGCUUCGUUCGCGUGGAAUGA
Molecule: messenger RNA, 2310 nt
Organism: Ostreococcus tauri
Lineage: Eukaryota; Viridiplantae; Chlorophyta; Mamiellophyceae; Mamiellales; Bathycoccaceae
Product: Acyl-CoA N-acyltransferase
Exons: 2
Coding region: 1-2310 (769 amino acids)
Source: RefSeq, a predicted model, not a curated record